Molecule: messenger RNA, 801 nt
Organism: Capronia epimyces CBS 606.96
Lineage: Eukaryota; Fungi; Ascomycota; Eurotiomycetes; Chaetothyriales; Herpotrichiellaceae
Exons: 2
Coding region: 1-801 (266 amino acids)
Source: RefSeq, a predicted model, not a curated record
AUGGCUUACGAAAUGUCUACCCAGCAUGCGGCCCGAAUAGGCACAAGACCCUUCAACCACAACAAUCAAUCCGAGGCAGCUGAACGGGAAUACGACAGACUACGAGAUCUCGCGCGGCAAGAGGCCGGCAAGCGGGCUUCGUUUGCCGCACGAUCGCAAGAAGCAUACCAGAAGGGUGAUGGCGCAGCAGCCCAUGCGCUCUCCGAGGAGGGCAAGGCGCACGGAAGAAAGAUGGCCGAGUACAACAAGCAAGCUUCGGACUUUAUCUUUCGAGAGAACAACGCUCCCGGCAGAGUUCCUCCCGACACGAUCGACUUGCACGGUCAGUAUGUUGAAGAGGCGGAAGACAUCCUGGAGGAGCGAAUCCGAUAUGCUCGAGCGCAUGGAGAGAACCACCUACACGUAAUUGUGGGCAAGGGGAACCACAGCGAGGGCCAUGUCCAAAAAAUCAAGCCUCGCGUCGAGCAGGUCUGUCACGAGCUGGGAUUGCAGUAUCACGUCGAACCCAACGAGGGCAGAAUCUAUGUCGAUCUGACUGGCGGCGCCGUGGACACGCAGGCGAUGAACAACUGGGCAGGGUAUCAACAACCGCAAUCGCAAUCGCAACCGUAUACCGGCGGCCAACAGCAGCAAGGUUACGGACAUCAACAGUCGUAUCAGCAGCGUCCUCCACACCCCCACCAACAGUCCCAACAUCAAGGUCAGGGACAGGGACAGGGACAGAACGAUGAUGUGGAAAAGCUGGUCAAGAAGUUUCUUCCCAGGCUCAUCAACAAGCUUCUUCGAUGGCUAUGUCAUUGA